UCAGUGGGUGUUUCCUCUAACCCUGGGUGGUGAGUUCUAGAGCACUGGAGGCCUGGGCUCCUUUUCAGCCUGACUCUUGGCUGUCUCCAGCGUUCCUGGGACUUUCUGGAAAGUAGAAUGUGCUACAGAGGGAAGGAGUGGUAUCUGGUCCUGGAACUGCUGCUGCUGCCUCAACUCUUCCGGGUGAACAGCAUCCAAGCUCGUUCAGAACAUAGGGUGUUCGCGGUCACUGGCAGCACUACGAGCCUGGACGUCCCCAAGCCUGGUAGCUACCAACGAUUUGCCUGGAUUUAUUUAGCUGACAGCCAGAAGAUUGUAGAAACAAAUGUGAACCAACAGCCUACCUGGUUCCAGCCUGCACUUCAAGGCAGGAUCCAUCUUGAGAACAAUGGCACGCUGAACAUUUAUAGAGUCCAGAAAAAUGACAGCACCGAGUAUCUCCUGCAGGCAUUGGAAACAAGUGGGGUUGAGCAAGAAUCACUUUUCCUACUGGAGGUGCAUGACCCUGUAUCCAAACCAGUCAUAAAAGCUGAGGAGAAAAAGGAAGAGAACAGCAGCUGUUACCUGAAACUAUUAUGUGAGACCUCGAGCAAGUCUGUAAACUACACUUGGUAUGUGGACUCAGCGCUCUCUCAGCAAGAACACCAGAAUGCUGUGUUUGAAAUCCCCCUUAAGCCAGAAUAUCACCCCAAGUCUUUCACCUGCAAAGUCAGCAACCCAGCAAGCAGCCAGAGUGACAAGGUUUACUUCAUUCCACCCUGUGAUGUGGCUCGAUCCUCUGGAGUAGCUUGGAUUGCAACGUGGCUAGUGGUCAUGGUACCUGUUGUUCUUAGCCUCCUACUUCCCUAAGAAGAGUUCUUCAAACCCAAGAGUGAAACUUCAGGACCAAAAAAUCUUACCUUCGUCAGCAACCAUGCACAAGAUCACUUAACCAAGACAGGAAGUCUGGCUAUAUGGGUAGAGGAAAGUGUGUUGUUGAAAAUCUAUGAUUUUCAAAUUAACUUUUUUUUUUAAAAACCAUUGUUAAUAUGUCAAGAGCCCUGGUGGUGCAGUGGUUAGGUGCUUGGCU
Molecule: messenger RNA, 1069 nt
Organism: Trichechus manatus latirostris (Florida manatee)
Lineage: Eukaryota; Metazoa; Chordata; Mammalia; Sirenia; Trichechidae
Gene: CD48
Product: CD48 molecule
Exons: 4
Coding region: 118-849 (243 amino acids)
Biological process (GO): natural killer cell activation involved in immune response
Cellular component (GO): external side of plasma membrane
Molecular function (GO): MHC class I protein binding
Source: RefSeq, a predicted model, not a curated record